CCUCACCUUUCACCGAAAAGUUGACACCAAUACACAAUGCAAAAAUAUGCAUAUUCUUGACUUUUUCCCUUUUCUUUUGGGAGGGAGAUUAAGAACCAAAACCAAUCGAAUACAUAAUUACACUCAUUAAAGCGCCACACAAUUCAAACCCCUUUUUGAUCUUUGUGUGUGUGUGUGCAUGAGUACCCUUCAUUCAAGUGCCUUUCUGCUCGCUCUUUUAUACAUAUUCCUUCAACAAAAAAGGUUCCAAUCUCUUGGUUACUGUGUGUCUGUGUGUUUUUCUGUGUUUACUAAAAACAGAGACAUGCCAGCCAAACAAAUCUAGCUACUCUGCAAAAGAAGAGCAUCAUUACCAGAACCAUUACUCAUUGAGAUAUUUGAAGCAGAAUUUGCCAUUUUGGGUGGAAUUGGGAGAUGGGAGUUGUUACUGUGGGUGAGCUGAAGCCCAGCAUUUCAGGAAAACGAACGUUUCGACCCAGUUCAAGCGCAAGACAUGUUGCAGAAUGGCCUAUUUCCGAUGUGUCGAGUGAUCUUACAAUUGAGGUUGGUGGCAAAUGUUUCUCACUUCACAAGGUUAGAAGAUCAAACCAGUUCACUUCUUUACUGUUCAUUCAAAGGCUACUUUUGAAGCUCUCCACAACAAAUUUAAGCUAAAGAUUUUUUCUUUGGUUUGCAGUUCCCUCUAGUUUCUCGAAGUGGAAGAAUCCGGAAAUUGUUGCUAGAAGCUAAAGAUUCAAAAGUUACAAGGCUGAAUUUCCAUGGUGUUCCUGGUGGAUCAGAAGCAUUUGAACUAGCUGCAAAGUUCUGCUAUGGAGUACUGAACACCGAAAUCACACAAUCAAAUGUCGCCGUUUUAAGAUGCGUGGCACAUUACCUGGAAAUGACCGAAGAAAUUUCAGAGAAGAACUUGGUGGCAAGAACUGAAACAUACCUGAAGGAUACAGUAUUCCAGAACACUUCGGUUUCGAUUUCUGUUCUUCAUCACUGUGAGAACCUCCUGCCUAUAUCAGAAGAAGUUAACCUGGUUAACAGGCUGAUUAAUGCAAUUGCAAAUAAUGCUUGUAAAGAGCAACUGACUUCUGGUUUAUCUAAGCUGGAAUAUAACUAUCCUUCAAAAGUUGUUCCCAAAAUGGAGGCUGAAACUCCUACAGAUUGGUGGGGACAGUCGCUGGCAAUUCUGAAUCUUGAUUUCUUCCAAAGGGUUCUUUCUGCAGUCAAGACAAAAGGCCUGAAACAGGACAUAAUCAGCAGGAUUCUGAUCAAUUACGCUCAGAAUUCCCUCCAGGGAUUAGUUGUCAGGGACCCUCAAAUCAUGAAAGGAAGCUCCCUGGAUUCAGAACUGCAGAAGAAACAACGGGUCACGGUCGAAACAAUCGUGAGCCUACUCCCAACUCAAUCCAGGAAAAGUGCUGUACCAAUGGCCUUCCUGUCCAGCUUGCUGAAAUCAUCCAUCUCUGCAUCGGCAUCCACGGCUUGUAGAUCCGACCUGGAGAGGCGAAUCGGGUUGCAGCUGGAUCAGGCUAUCCUGGAGGACAUCCUGAUCCCGGUGAACUCCAAUGGAUUGUAUGACACCGAUUCAAUCAUGAGGAUCUUCUCAUUUUUCUUGAACCUGGAUGAAGAUGAUGAAGAUGAUAACAACCAAAUGAGGGAUGAGAGUGAAAUGGUUUACGAUUUCGACAGCCCUGGAUCACCCAAACAAAGCUCCAUAUUCAAAGUCUCAAAACUUUUAGACAAUUAUCUGGCAGAAGUUGCCAUGGAUUCAAAUCUGACACCUUCCAAAUUCAUAGCAAUGGCAGAAUUACUUCCAGAUCAUGCUCGAUUAAACUACGAUGGAUUGUAUCGAGCUGUUGACAUAUAUCUCAAGGUUCAUCCCAACAUAAAGGAUUCAGAGCGUUACAGAUUAUGCAAGACGAUCGAUUGCCAGAAAAUGUCACAAGAAGCCUGCAGCCACGCCGCCCAGAACGAGCGGUUGCCGGUCCAGAUGGCGGUCCAAGUACUCUACUUCGAACAAAUCCGUCUCCGGAACGCGAUGAACGGCGGCCACAAUCAGAUGUUCUUCGGCUCGAUGAACGGGAGCCAGUUCCCGCACAGAUCCGGCAGCGGCGCCGGAAGCGGGUGCAUAUCGCCGAGGGACAAUUACGCGUCGGUGAGGCGGGAGAACCGGGAAUUGAAGCUGGAAGUGGCCAGGAUGAGGAUGAGGCUGACGGAUUUGGAGAAAGAUCACGUUUCGAUGAAGCAGGAGCUGGUGAAAACUCAUCCGGCGAACAAAUUGUUCAAAUCUUUCACGAAAAAGUUGAGCAAGUUGAAUAAUGCAUUGUUCCGGUUCAUUGAUGUAAAACCCUUCGUCGGAGGCGGCAAAACUCAAUCGGAAAGUAGGUUUCCGUUUCCGAAACGAAGGCGCCAUUCUGUUUCUUGAUCUUUUUAUUUUUGAAAUCCAUUUAACGGAAGCGUGAUUUUUCGUAUUGCUUGUAUAUAUACUUUCUUUUCAC
Messenger RNA from Oldenlandia corymbosa var. corymbosa, 2489 nucleotides. The record is from the annotation of a GenBank genome assembly. NCBI's taxonomy places the organism in Eukaryota, Viridiplantae, Streptophyta, Magnoliopsida, Gentianales, Rubiaceae.